UUCCAGUACUACCCCGAGGCUACGGGCGAGCUCAAGAACUUCAGUUUCGACGACGGCCAGUACUACGUGGACCAGCACUACCGCAUGUGCCUCCUCGCCCCCCCCGGCACCUGCUCCGUCACCUUCUCGGCGCCGGCGGGGUCCUUCAUGCUCGAGAAGUACGGCAACAUCGACGAGGUGCCGUACAACAUGUCCGGCAUGAGCUCCCUCUACUGCGUCCGCGACUACCUCCGGAUUCCCGACGGAUCGGCUGACGGAGGCGCACACACGUCCUCCCACGACAGGUAUUGCGGCGGACACCUCGCCUCCACGCACGGGGCCGCGGCGCCCAGCCCUGUUACAAGUCGAGUGAUCAGCAAAAUCGUGGCGGUGGAGUUUCACGCGGGAAUUCCGCACAAAUUCAUGGCCAUUUCCCACGGACCCGGCUUCAGGGUCGCCUACCAACACAACCACUGCGCGGCCACGGAUACCUUUAAUCAGGUGAAGAUUCAAGACAGCCGGCGGUCUCGUCCCUCGCUGGUCCUGCCUCCUCCGCCCAUUCUUAAGGUCGGCGGAGGUCACCGGCAGUCGUACUACCGCACCCGCCACCACAAGGUCAGCGCGCCCCCCGACCUCCACGGCGAGUCCCCGAGCACUCUGGUCCCGCAGCCGUCCAUCCUCGCGACCCUGAUGCAGAGUGACGGGGCCGGCGGCGACGUCGAGGCAACAGCCGCCGAAGGAGUGUUGGACCCAGGAUGGUCGCCCCAUUCUAUCUACAGGAAAAGGGGGCCCGGCCAUGAUUCUAAUCCUGAGGCAUCCUUGCCAUCCUACGCCUCCCGUCCAUCUUACUCAGCCAACGCGUCCUCCAGGCCUCGCCGCCCUCCCCCUACCCUCCCUGCCCCCUACUGGAUGACGUCAGCGGAGGAGAUCCCCCAGGCCACCCGGCUCCCUUCACUCCCCUCCCUUCCUGCGCAUCCUACGCCUUCGAAACCAAUCUUAGACAAUGCCCAGGACACUUUAGGACACCCGCAGGACAUGAUCAAUCACCAGCCUCAGGAUUUCUUCGGAGGUCCUUGAAAUUGGGAAUCGGAGAGUGAUUUGAUUUUUGGAACUGUGGUUUCAUCUUCAUGCUUAUUUUUGUUCUUUUUGUGAGACUGAAGGACGUCUAUAAAUGAUAGUGACAAACAAUUUAUAUAUGUGAUAAAAUAAACAUACUGAUUUUGACAAAUGAAAGUGCUUUGUGAUAGAUAUUUCUGAAAUGUUUUAUGGCAUUGAAUAUUAUAUACGUAUAAGCAAAAUGAUAAAUGUGAAAAGUAUGAAAUCCGCAUGUCAUUCAUAGAAUAAUUUGCGAGGGAAAUAGACACUGAAUGUGUUCAAAGAGAGACUUUAGAAAUCAGAAAUUCUAGCAUGUUUGAAGUGCGCUUCUCGUAAAUUUAUUUUUGUCUCGCAAUAUUUCGAAUGUGAAUCACAACACUCUAUAGACACAUACAAUAAUAGAGAAAAAGAGAGAUAAACAUCACAAAUUAGAUAAACGUCACAUCGAUAGACCACCAGCGAGAUGUGAUUACGCGUUAGUUAGUACACGCAGAUCUAAGCAGCGGGCACGUACGGGAACCUAUAUCUCUCUGGCUUGCGACAGAACAUCCGAGGCAGAAAUUAAACACAGAUACGCCGAGGGAUAACAACUUCCAUUGCUUUUGAAGCCGCGGGGAUCUAUUCAAACUGUAGUGGAUGAGAAAUGUCGCCGGGCCUUCCUCGAUCCUGAUGAAACUGGCCGGAUAAGGAAAAGGGAAAGAGCUCGCUGUUUGAAGGGGGACUCAUUAGGCGUUUGCCAAGGCGACGCCUGCGGCCUCCUCGUCUUCCGUUGGCAUUUGAUGGUAUCAGGCUUGUUAAUCUUUUAUGGUAUCAGGCUUGUUAAUAAAGGUAUCAGAGGAGUUA
Molecule: messenger RNA, 1917 nt
Organism: Penaeus monodon (black tiger shrimp)
Lineage: Eukaryota; Metazoa; Arthropoda; Malacostraca; Decapoda; Penaeidae
Exons: 5
Coding region: 85-1056 (323 amino acids)
Source: RefSeq, a predicted model, not a curated record